AUGAAGUCGAGUCGGGUGGACAGCAUCAUCAAUGCACCGCAGGUGCAACCAGCGCGUAGAGCUACUAGAAAUAGGGCUCAGCGCUAUCUGACAGCAGCUUGGUUUUGCGUGGGAAUGAUGCCGUUGUUACUGCAAAUACGGAGCUAUCUCAAGUUCAUGACACCGCACAAGAUCACGGAAAUUCUAGUGGGGCCUUCGAGUGUCGACGGCGAGACAGCAAGGCUAUCUGAACUCUGUCCGGUUAAGGAAUUGUACAUUGCUCAAGUGCGCUGGAAUAUCGAAGCAGGUUAUUACCACGAAAUUGAGUAUGGGCGGCUCUGUCACUUUGUGGUUCCUCAGUACAAUAUCCACGGGAAUUAUCUAUUAGGACCUGCGAAAACUGAUCCUUCGUCUACAACUCCAACAAGCUGCGCAGACGACAGCUAUCCCCUGGAAUAUUAUUUCUACCAUGGCAGCAUCGGAUACUUUGCGUUUUAUGAGGAAGCCGAAGGAACUUACUGCGACAAGGACAAGACCGCGUAUGUUCGAGUUCGUGGGCUCGGAACGUAUGACAUUAAUGGCCCGAGCUUGAUCCAUGACACUGGAGACGACAGCUAUCGAAAGUCAUAUUGGUAUAGUAUAUUCUGUGGCGUGUGGCUCUUGUAUCGCGCUAUACAAAUGAGAAGAUGUUAUAUCUCGUGCAAGCGCUAUGCCAGAAGAUGCGACUUUACUCAGGAGCGAGUGAAUCGAAAGAUAGCAGUGGUAUAUGUGCAGGAAAACAUGCGAUUGACGGCUCAUGGAGCAACGAACUGGCAUCGUGCAGUCAUGCUCUAUUUACUGGUCGAAGGCUUGAUGAGCGAUUUAUUCAUGUUGAUCGCUCAAGAUGGAAUACUCGUAAAAAUCCAGUACGUCUCGCUAGGAUACAAUCUCUCUGGUGUCUUAUUGCUAGUGUUUGAGAUGAUUGAGAACAUGAAGUGGCUACAUGAGAAGUGGCGAGUGUUUAUUAAACGGCUAAUAUUCUGCUACGAGGCGUCAAUGAUCGGAGAACUACUCAGUGUUGUGGGACUUCAUCACUACAUUACAGGGAUUAAUCGAUCAAGUUUGAAGGAUUCAAAUGUGACGGCGGUAACCGUGUCCUAUUAUGUCUGGAGUUUAGUAGGACACGGUAUCAUCGUACUUGGUCUCGUUGCGUUCAUCAUAUCAGUUCGAGCUUGUUGGGCAGUUAUAUAUGUGUGUUGGAAACAUCGCACGUUAAGUAUCUUCUUCGCUCCAUGUUGCGUCGACACUACAUUAGCGUUGCGGAACAAGAUGACGUUAGUGGGUGGGUAUCAUUGGCACAACGAUAAACUGUACUACAAGGUUGACACGUUGAAGGCGUUUGGACUGUUGAAAAUGGAGAAAGAAGACGGAUCUGAGUUUGCAGUUCUAAGGAAACUACAUUGGGUCGAAGUUCCGGCUGACAGCUUGUAUGUGAUUGGAACGUUGGCUGGUGAAGGAAUGGAACCAUGUACAGAGAAACUCUGUGCGGGUAUCAUCAGCUUCUUCGGACAUGACAUAGGAGGACCUGCUCCCAAUCCAAUUGGAGUUCGCCGCUCGCUUCUCGUCCUCGAAAAAAACAAAGUAUCGGAUAGCCCAAAGGCACUUAGCAUACUACCGCCAUCGUGA
This is a messenger RNA of Phytophthora nicotianae INRA-310, 1644 nucleotides long. RefSeq lists its product as hypothetical. NCBI's taxonomy places the organism in Eukaryota, Oomycota, Peronosporomycetes, Peronosporales, Peronosporaceae. The record is from RefSeq and is a predicted model, not a curated record. The transcript has a single exon. Bases 1 to 1644 code for a protein of 547 amino acids.